Molecule: messenger RNA, 483 nt
Organism: Anopheles cruzii
Lineage: Eukaryota; Metazoa; Arthropoda; Insecta; Diptera; Culicidae
Exons: 3
Coding region: 3-254 (83 amino acids)
Source: RefSeq, a predicted model, not a curated record
ACAUGAAGCCGACCAGUGUGUGUAUCCUGUUUGCCAUCGUUUUAUGCACGGCUGCCGUGGCUGACGCCAUUGUGUAUGUAUAUGCCCCAGCCUGUUCCCUGUGUAAAAGUUUCGGCGCAAAUUACUGUGUCUAUGGCACUGUCAGUAGUAAGGGAAUUUCUUGCAUCGGACAGACCAGGAUAAAAAGCUGUGCGGACUGUAAGAGGUUUGGCAAACGUUGCGUCGAGUCCAAAAUAACGGAGUGCUUUUUAUGAUCGAUCUGGGGGCCGUAAAUAUGACUGGCCAAUGUUCCUUCAAAAUGGGCGCCGUGUCAGCGCACAUGAUACUUGGAAUCGAUGGCUGACUGAUCGUAAAUCACAAGCUUUUUUAGAAAAAGUAUUCCAAAGGCUCGAAGUCUGGAGCUGCCCGGGUUUGCAAAAGAAAGACACCGACAAUUUAUCUCUUGUAUGUUAGCGAAAGACAAAAAACAAAUAAACAUUAAAC